This is a messenger RNA of Acanthochromis polyacanthus (spiny chromis), 1642 nucleotides long. It is a transcript of the gene gtf2h2, whose product is annotated as general transcription factor IIH, polypeptide 2. The transcript has 15 exons. NCBI's taxonomy places the organism in Eukaryota, Metazoa, Chordata, Actinopteri, Pomacentridae. The coding region runs from base 228 to 1400 and encodes 390 amino acids. Gene Ontology annotation, biological process: nucleotide-excision repair; DNA-templated transcription; regulation of transcription by RNA polymerase II. Gene Ontology annotation, cellular component: transcription factor TFIIH holo complex; transcription factor TFIIH core complex. Gene Ontology annotation, molecular function: zinc ion binding. The record is from RefSeq and is a predicted model, not a curated record.
AGAAAUUUCUUGUUGCACCAGUUGAAUUCACAGUGGUGCUGUUGUGUUUGUUGCGAGCUUAGUUGGAUAGAAAAGCUGUGUGACACAAUAGUGAAGCAGAAAGUGCUUGAUACGUUUAAACAUUUGGACCGCCGUCACUGAAGCGCCUCAUCAGAACCGUUAGCUAGCUAGCUGGCAAGCUAGUUGAAAGGAGACGACUCUUGUGGUAGAGAAAUCACUCAGAAACAAUGGAUGAAGAACCGGAGAGAGCUAAGCGGUGGGAAGGAGGCUAUGAGAGGACAUGGGAGGUGCUUAAAGAAGACGAAUCUGGUUCACUCAAAGCCACAGUGGAAGAGAUCCUCUAUCAGUCCAAAAGGAAAAGGGUGAUAGAAAGCCAUGGACAAGUAAGGCUUGGAAUGAUGCGUCACCUUUUUGUGGUGAUUGACUGCUCACGCAGUAUGGAAGACCAGGAUCUGAAACCAAACCGCCUCACCUCAACUCUAAAGUUGAUGGAAGCAUUUAUUGAUGGGUAUUUUGACCAAAAUCCCAUCAGCCAGGUGGGCAUUAUCACCACAAAGAACAAAAGGGCUGAGAAGCUGACUGACCUGGCAGGAAAUCCAAAGAAGCACAUUGCUAUGCUGAAGAAAGCAGUGGACACAGUGUGUGUAGGAGAGCCGUCUCUGUACAACUCUCUGAAUCUGGCCAUACAAACCCUCAAGCACAUGCCUGGACAUACGAGCCGAGAGAUCCUGAUAAUCCUUAGUAGCCUCACCACAUGUGACCCAGCCAACAUCUACGAGAUGACCAAGACGCUGAAGUCUCUGAAUGUGCGAGUGUCAAUAAUCGGCCUUUCAGCAGAGGUCCGGGUGUGUACAGUGUUGACCAGGGAAACAGGCGGCUCAUACCACGUUAUCCUGGAUGAGAGUCACUUCAAAGAGCUGCUGAUGCUGCAUGUUAAGCCUCCUCCAACCAGCUCAUCAUCUGAAUGCUCUUUAAUUCGCAUGGGUUUUCCUCAGCACACAGUUAACUCUCUGGCGGACCAAGAUGCUAAACCUUCAUUCAGCAUGUCUCAUCUAGACAGCAGCAGCGGUCUGUCUCUGGGAGGAUACUUCUGUCCGCAGUGCCACUCUAAUUACACAGAGCUUCCCGUGGAGUGUAAAGUCUGUGGUUUGACUCUGGUAUCAGCCCCCCAUCUGGCCAGAUCCUUCCAUCACCUCUUCCCCCUUGAUGCUUUUAUAGAGAGUCCGGUGGAGGAGCUCCAAGGAAAUGGGUUCUGCCAAGCCUGUCAAGGGGAGCUGAAGGACAAAAGUAUAUUCACCUGUCCAUUAUGUCGCAGUGUGUUCUGUGUGGAAUGUGAUCUCUUCAUCCAUGAUUCGCUGCACUGCUGCCCCAGCUGUAUCCACAGUCAAACUGCUUCUUGAGGCAGAGCACCUCUCCAGUUAUCCAACAGAUGCUGAAGCAGAUCCGGAGGUCAUGUGUUCGGGAAUUACCCAGAGACUGAAUGUCUGUUAUUGACUUGUCAUGUCUCUCCUGUCAGUGUUUGUCAACCUCUGAUAGUAUGGGAAUCAUGGACACACGCUGCCUAUGGCCCAUCCAAAUGUGCGUGUUUGAAAGGCUUCUAUGUGAAGAUUGACAUAAAAUACAGACAUUUUUUUGAUUGAUA